AUGGCGCUCUGUUUUUUCGCAUUUGCGAUUGUUCUGUUGCUAACCCUAGACUCUGAUAGUAAUUCGAUUCCUGUUUCUGCCGCCUCUGAAGGCGUUCAGAUUACAUAUGGUUCAGUGAUUAAGCUGAUGCAUGAGAGGUCGAAGUUCCGGUUGCAUUCACAUGAUGUGCCUUAUGGCUCUGGCAGUGGGCAACAGUCUGUUACUGGUUUCCCUAACGUUGACGAUUCCAACAGCUACUGGAUUGUCAGGCCUACACCAGACUCAUCUGCUAAACAAGGAGACCCAAUUAAGAGUGGUACCAUCAUUAGGUUGCAGCAUAUGAGGACUAGGAAAUGGCUGCAUAGCCACUUGCAUGCAUCUCCUAUAUCUGGCAAUCUAGAGGUGAGUUGUUUUGGAGGUGAUGGUGAAUCUGAUACUGGGGAUUACUGGAGAAUUGAUAUCGAAGGAAGUGGAAAAACUUGGAGGCAAGAUCAGAGGGUAAGGCUUCGUCAUGUGGACACUGGUGGAUACCUGCUCAGUCAUGACAAGAAAUACUCCCGUAUAGCUGGGGGUCAGCAAGAGGUUUGUGGUGUUCGGGAAAAACGAGCUGAUAAUGUCUGGUUGGCAGCUGAGGGAGUGUAUCUGCCAGUCACUGAAAGCAACAUCUUGAAUGAAAGGGGCAGGGCGACUACUGAUCCGAAAGAGAUCUGUACCAUCUUCAAACAUUAUUACCUACACUUGUUCUCAUCCUCCUAUCCAUUUGGUAUUGAAGAGGCCAUUCAAGAUCUUGAGGCCAAAGUCACCCCUGGGAUGAAAGAUCAGCUCUACAGAUCGUGCACUGACGAGGAAGUGAAAAGAGCAGUGUUCGAAAUGGACCCGCUGAGAUCCCCUGGUCCCGAUGGUUUUUCUGCAGAUCCAAUCUUUUUGUUUCCAAGAUUUGAGCUAAAAUUGGGUUAUUGA
Messenger RNA from Fraxinus pennsylvanica, 939 nucleotides. Lineage: Eukaryota; Viridiplantae; Streptophyta; Magnoliopsida; Lamiales; Oleaceae. The record is from the annotation of a GenBank genome assembly.